AAAACUAACCAAUCAUCCAGCAGCUUUGAUCUGACAGUGGCAGUUUCCCGGAAAGCUAGGUAAAGUUAGCCAGUGGUGGCUAGCCAGGUGAAUUAAAGUGAACCACCGAGGAACUGAUGAAUUUAGCCGUCUUUAAAAAGUUAGACAGACCUGUUUCCUUCAGAUUUAACGAGCGGAGGAAGUGCUACGCGGAUUUAAAAGUAGAUUAGAGAUGGAGGGAGAUGGCUGCAGUUUUCUUCCAGAUCUGUCAGAUGAUCAUUCGCAAAGAGGAAGUGUUGCUUCCUCUGCAACUCUUUCCCGUGUUCAGGAGGUGCUUGUGUACUUGUGUGGUGACAGCGCAGUGCACUUGUCUUUGGAGUCUCUCUGCAGUGUCACGGUGCAGGAGCUGGGCCGCAGUGUUCGUGAGGCCCUCCAUGUUCCAGAGUCUUUGCACGACGCUUUUGCCUUCUGGCUUUGUUCCCCAUUGCUUGAGCUGCAGUUGAAGGCGAGGCAUCAGCCGUACAAACUAUGUCGUCAGUGGAAGGACUUGUUGUAUCGCUUCACUGAGGCGUCAGAGGACGACAUUGCACAAGAUGAACCGUUUCUCCAGUACAGACGGAACGUGUUUUACCCCAAAUCUAAAGAGCUGCAGAUUGACGAUGAGGGGGUGUUGAGACUCCUGUACGAAGAGGCCAAGAGUAACAUCCUGAGCGGUCGAUACCCCUGCGACCCCGAGCACUGGACCGGGCUGGGAGCUUUGUCGUUUGCUCUGGAGGAGGGAACCACCGUGGACAGCAGUCAGUUCUCCAGCACCGUGAGGGAGAAAAAGCUGACUUCCUUCCUGCCGGAGCACGUCGUGUUGGGGAGCGGCGGUCUGCUGUCCACGCUGCGCGGAAAGUCGAGCCGCCAUGCCAGGCUGGAGCACAAACUCUCCGAGGAGUACGGGAAGAUCUGCACAUCCGCAGGGAACUCUCCGGAUCCCACGCAGCUCCUGCAGCAGUACCUCAGCAUGUGUCACCGUCUGCCUUAUUAUGGGUGCGCUUUCUUCUUCGGGGAGAUUGACAAACCGGCGGCGGGGAUCCUCCAGCGGGGAAAACGCAAAGCUGUCAGCGUUGGAAUCUGCUUGGAUGGAGUUUAUGUGAUCGACAUGAAGGAGAAGCAUGUUCUGCUCGGCCUGCGCUUCAGCGAGCUCUCCUGGGACCACACCUACCCCGAAGAGGAGGGAGACUCGCACAUUCUGUGGCUGGAGUUUGACGGAGAAGAAGAUGGCACUCCUGUCAACAAGCUGCUGAAGAUCUACUCCAAACAAGCUGAGCUCAUGAGCGGUUUCAUUGAGUUCUGCGUGGAGCUGAAGUCUACCUCUGAGGGAGGAGCUGCGGCCCAGUCUGACGGCGGGGAGAACCCGUCUCAGUCCAAGCAGCCCGGCGCGCAGGACGGCCGCGACCGGAACGGGCGAGGGGGACGCCGCGCGAUGCUGCAGAGACAGCCCAGCGUGGUGUGCAGUCGGGUCGACGCGCUCAACACCAUCAGCUACGUGGCCGACGGCAAAGAGAUUAAACGGUUGAAGCCGAAAAGAGCCGCGUCCUUCUUCAGCCGUCAGGGAGCCUCCACCUACUCUGCUGUGCAAGGAGCGGAGAGCCUGGAGCAAGGUUAACGUCUGCUUCCUCCACAAGACCAAAUCGGAACAUUUUACACUGAAACUUUAUAGACUAACUGAGAUCUUUGAAUGCUAUUGUGUAAAAACAUGCAAAGGACCAACAGAGAGCUCUCCAAGUGUUAAUAUAUUUAUCCUCAAUAUUCAAGAAGAGUUCAGAACUCAAUCAGAUAACUUGAUUCAAAGCUUGAACUGAAGAGGUUUUAGGUAGAGACCGUCUGAUGAGAGACGCCGUCGCAUUUUUGAAGAAAUCAACUCCACUGAUGAAUUUUUCUAAAACAAAAAAACGCUUCAUGUAACACUAACCUGCUCUCACGGCUCCUCAGUCAGCAUGACGACGACUUUCUAGGGCUUAUCUGCAUCUGUCUGUUCACUAUUCUGCUUUUUCAAACUGCCAGUGCCUUGUUCUCAUCGAAGGGGCGAAGCCAGCUCAGAGAAGUGCUGGUAUCAGUAUUAUGUGCUCACUGGUAUGGGUACACAUUGGCUGUGCUGUGGAGGAUACUUGUAAGUACUCCUUCAGAUUUGAAGCAUUAAUACUUGCAGGAGGUCGAUUUCUUUAUAUGAUUCUGAGGGUUGAGCAGAAAGAUAUUUUCUUGUAAUCAGCUGAAGAAACGAGAAAAGCAUUUUUCUAAAAGGGAAAUUCUAAAAAGUAAAAAUUGACAUUAAAACGACUUUUCUGUCAUUUUAAAACCAUCAUAAUUUUACAUGAAGACUUGGAUCGAACUCUGACAUUCGUGACUAAAAUGCUGGACCUGAUAAGCAGAUGGAAACUGAUGCAAUACUUUGCCAUUUCUCCAGUGAGAGGAACUUCUUCAGAAUCUUUUGUCACGUUUUUUCUUAACACAAAAUGAGGUCUUUUGGAACAGAAACUAAAACCUGAUCUUUGUAUCAAAUUCAUUUUUAGGCUUGAGUCUUCCUUUAGGUUUUAUUCCGUCUUGGCAGAAAGACGACGAGCCUUCAGUUUCUGUGAGAUUCGUCAUCUUUUUCUGUGUGUUCGGACAUGGAUCAACUUUUGACCGUGCUGCAGUAUUCUCAGGGCUCUGGUCAGACGGUCUUUUUAUUUCACUUACGAAGGCUCCAAAGUGAAAUGACCCGGCUAUAUUCAGCCUCAGAUCGUCCGUCACUGUCUGCUUUAACACAGAGAACACUGGACGGCCUUCUAUCAAAGUAAGGAGACCCUCUAUUUCUGGUGACUCAAACCUUCCAGUCAUCAAUUCAAGCUAUUAACAGCUUUCAUUUAUUAAGGAUUUUUUUUUCUUUAUAUUUGUGUAAUUUCUUUUAAGCCCUAAAAUCUCUUCUGCCAUCUUUCACUAAAUUAAGAUGUUUUAUUUAAAAGCCCAAAUCUUUUUUCCCCACUUAUAUCUCUCAUUCAUUCAGUCAAAUCAUCAAUUUUUCUUAAUUUGCAGACAUAUUUAGAAGUCCAAAAAUAUGGAUUUAUUUAUUUCAUCCAGCUUUUCUGUGCAAUUGCUGCAUCUUAACACUGGGAAAUUCAAAUUAACGAACAAUUGUGUGUAAAAAAUUAUAGCUGAAAUAUGUUGAGUCCUUAGUAAAUAGUUGCAUCUGAUAAGAAAGGCAAAAUAUUUUUUUGUUUGUUUAAUUUCACCUCGUUUAUAUAAGUCAGUUUUCCUAGCUGAUAAGUGACUCCUUAAAUUUUCCCGAUUUGAUUAUUUUUGUGUUUUUUUUCUUUGCCAUCAUCUCUCUUCACUAAACUAGAAUAAAAGCUUCACAUUUUUGUGUUUUUUUUUCCACCUGAGCAGCGUUUUGCAUUCCUCCUGCUCCUCCUCAGCACACACAUCUCUCCAGGUCUUGAACAUCACAGCUGCAGUCUGUAAAAUGUCCACCUACACUAUGCAUGUCUCAUUGUUGAACAGGCAUUCCAGCAGUCAAUCAUGUGCACUACUAAUACAUAUUUAUAUCUUUAUAAACCUUUUCCAUCCGACUGUUUUGUACAGUGAGUUCACUUUUAUGAGAAUAGAUAUUACUUUCUAUCUUCGUAUACUUGUAUUUGUAUACAAAAUGAAAAAGCUAAUCCUGGUUAAGCGUCGUCUGUCACUUUGCAAAAGCUUAAAGUGCCUUUUUCUUUGUACCAAGCUGGUCUGUGAAUGAUUGUUUUCGGCGUGCAAAUCAGAAACUGUCUUGUUUUUGUGGCAUUUGUUGUGUUAUCUAGUUCCCUCAUCAUGAUAUAAAAGUAAUUAUUUUUAAUCAAAUACAUUGAAGUGUUUAAUGUAGUUUUGGGCUCCGUGUUUUUUCCUUUUUGUGUAAUAAAUAAAUAUUUGUAAAGUGU
This is a messenger RNA of Oryzias melastigma (Indian medaka), 3917 nucleotides long. It is a transcript of the gene frmd8, whose product is annotated as FERM domain containing 8. Gene Ontology annotation, biological process: negative regulation of canonical Wnt signaling pathway. Lineage: Eukaryota; Metazoa; Chordata; Actinopteri; Beloniformes; Adrianichthyidae. The record is from RefSeq and is a predicted model, not a curated record. Bases 212 to 1633 code for a protein of 473 amino acids. The transcript is spliced from 11 exons. Gene Ontology annotation, cellular component: cytoskeleton; plasma membrane.